Molecule: messenger RNA, 2434 nt
Organism: Macrobrachium nipponense
Lineage: Eukaryota; Metazoa; Arthropoda; Malacostraca; Decapoda; Palaemonidae
Gene: tws
Product: serine/threonine-protein phosphatase 2A 55 kDa regulatory subunit B delta isoform-like
Cellular component (GO): protein phosphatase type 2A complex; cytosol
Molecular function (GO): protein binding; protein phosphatase regulator activity
Source: RefSeq, a predicted model, not a curated record
GCCGACAGUCCCCUUGCGUCUUCGGUGGUGUUAAAAAGGAUUUCUCUCUCCUCUCUCUCUCUCUCAUCAGCUGCCACACGGAUUUGAUAACUAUGGUUGCUCAGGUGUUGAAAAUGGAAGACCCGGAAUCCGACGACAGUACAGAAGAAACCGAAGAGGGCAAUGGAGGAGAGAUCCAAUGGUGCUUCUCUCAAGUCAAGGGAACUCUCGACGACGACGUGAGUGAAGCGGACAUUAUAUCCUGCGUGGAAUUUAAUCAUGAUGGUGACUUGCUGGCAACAGGUGAUAAAGGAGGCAGAGUUGUUAUCUUUCAGCGGGAUCCCUCAUCCAAGAGUUGUCACCCAAGACGUGGGGAGUAUAAUGUCUACAGCACUUUUCAAAGUCACGAGCCAGAGUUUGACUACCUUAAAUCGUUAGAAAUAGAAGAAAAGAUUAAUAAAAUUAGAUGGCUCAAGAGGAAAAACCCUGCACAUUUUUUACUCUCUACAAAUGAUAAAACAAUUAAAUUAUGGAAAGUGUCAGAGAGAGAUAAGCGUGCAGAAGGCUAUAACUUGCGGGAUGAGUCCGGCCAAAUUAGGGACCCAACUUCACUCACUUCUCUACGGGUACCUGUGCUGAAACCUAUGGAAUUAAUGGUUGAAGCAUCUCCUCGGCGAAUAUUUGCCAAUGCCCACACCUAUCACAUAAAUUCCAUCUCAAUAAAUUCAGAUCAGGAGACAUAUUUAUCGGCUGAUGACCUUCGUAUCAAUUUAUGGCAUAUGGAAGUCACUGAUCAGUCCUUCAACAUAGUUGAUAUCAAACCUACAAAUAUGGAAGAGCUGACAGAGGUAAUCACUGCAUCAGAAUUCCAUCCCCAUGACUGCAAUGUGUUUGUUUAUUCUAGCAGCAAAGGAACCAUUCGGCUGUGCGACAUGCGACAGGCCGCUCUCUGUGAUAGUCACUCUAAGAUGUUUGAGGAGCCCGAAGAUCCGACGAGCCGUAGUUUCUUCAGUGAAAUAAUAUCCUCUAUUAGUGAUGUUAAGUUUUCUAACAGUGGUCGCUAUAUGAUUUCACGAGAUUACUUGUCUGUUAAAGUUUGGGAUCUUCACAUGGAAACUAAACCCAUUGAAACUUAUCCGGUGCAUGAAUAUCUUCGCUCCAAACUAUGUUCGCUAUAUGAGAAUGAUUGCAUUUUCGAUAAGUUUGAAUGUUGUUGGAGUGGAAAUGAUUCUGCCAUCAUGACUGGCUCAUACAAUAACUUCUUUAGGAUGUUUGAUAGAACCACUAAGAGAGAUGUUACACUGGAAGCAUCAAGAGAUACAGCCAAACCUAGAACAUUAUUAAAACCAAGAAAGGUUUGUACUGCGGGAAAACGGAAGAAGGAUGAGAUCAGUGUUGAUUGCCUCGAUUUCAAUAAGAAGAUAUUACACACGGCAUGGCAUCCACAUGAAAAUAUCAUAGCAGUUGCAGCCACCAACAAUCUUUACAUAUUCCAAGACAAAUUUUAGCGAUCCUUCAAUGACUAGAGCUUAGGCCUUCUUCCUCAGUUGGUGGAUGUACGGACAGUGUUACUUGGUGGUGUAGGAGGAAUGGUCCAAUUAUGUGAUCACUGCACUUCCAUCAAGGCUGUCCAGUAAGAUGCAUCUACUGCUUGAAGCCAAACAACUCCCAGUAGCCACUUCAUCUUGGAAAACCCAAAUCAACAAGUGGCAUGUGUGUCUUUCGGGUUGUGUCUCCAAGUCGCCAGUGGUCUGAAGUGCCAUGAGUGAGUGGCAAACAAAACAAAACUACAAAAAAAAAAAAAAAAAAAAAAAAAAAUCAGCUAGGGCUUAUUGCCCACCAGCCAGUGCUGCCAUCCCAUAGGACUUUCCAGCAGCUGAUUUUAUUUUUUUUUUUAUUUAUUUUCCCAAGGCUGUUUAAAAAUCUAAAUAAUAUGGCAUGAAAUCAUGACUUAAGGAAUUUGCCAUAUUAGAAUAGUGGCUUAAAGUUUAUAAGAAAAUUUAUUUCUCAAACUGCUGUACUUUUUAUUUUAAAGUAAAAAAAUUUAUUUCAAAUAGGCUGAAUCAUUAUAAAAAAAUCUGUGAUUAAAAAUAUUGUUUUAUUUUUGUGCUUCCAAUCCUGCAUGUUAUUUUUUUAAAAUGCUAAAGGUUCAUUAAAAGUACUGUGGUGCUUGUAUUAUUUUUUAUUGAUAAGUGGAAAUAUAUAAUUUAAAUACACUCUAGAUAAGUUAUAUUGUGUCAGGUAAUUUUUUAAGUCAUGCAGAUCUAAACUCACUACUUCGAAGCUGGAAAAAGCAAGUUUUUCCUGACAACCGUGAUAAAGUGUGGAGAGCAAUCUCUCCUUGCAUGGAUGCCCCGACGAGUCAACAUCAACACAUUGAUGUUUGUUGCGCUGAAUGUAUGUCUGCAAAAGUAAUGUACACAUGUAAAUUAAAAAGGAAUAUGAAAAUUAAAAA